This is a messenger RNA of Merops nubicus (carmine bee-eater), 3337 nucleotides long. It is a transcript of the gene TAF2, whose product is annotated as TAF2 RNA polymerase II, TATA box binding protein (TBP)-associated factor, 150kDa. Gene Ontology annotation, molecular function: chromatin binding; transcription cis-regulatory region binding; RNA polymerase II general transcription initiation factor activity. Gene Ontology annotation, biological process: transcription initiation at RNA polymerase II promoter. The annotation marks the transcript as partial. Gene Ontology annotation, cellular component: transcription factor TFIID complex. NCBI's taxonomy places the organism in Eukaryota, Metazoa, Chordata, Aves, Coraciiformes, Meropidae. The transcript has 25 exons. The record is from RefSeq and is a predicted model, not a curated record.
AUGAACAGGAAGAAAGGAGACAAAGGAUUUGAGAGCCCAAGACCAUAUAAAUUAACUCACCAGGUAGUUUGUAUCAACAACAUAAACUUUCAGAGAAAGUCUGUUGUAGGUUAUGUGGAACUGACAAUAUUUCCCACAGUUGCAAACCUGAAUAGAAUCAAACUGAACAGUAAACAGUGCCGGAUUUACAGAGUAAGAGUCAACGAUUUAGAAGCAGCUUUCAUCUACAACGAUCCAACCCUGGAGGUUUGUCACCACGAGUCAAAGCAGAGGAAUCUCAACUAUUUUUCCAAUGCCUAUGCUGCCGCAGUCAGUGCUGUGGAUCCAGAUGCUGGAAAUGGAGAACUCUGCAUUAAGGUUCCCUCAGAGCUGUGGAAACAUGUUGAUGAGUUAAAAGUCCUGAAGGUGCAUAUAAACUUUUCUCUGGAUCAGCCAAAAGGAGGCCUUCAUUUUGUGGUACCCAAUAUGGAAGGCAGCAUGGCAGAAAGAGGGGCUCAUGUCUUUUCAUGUGGUUAUCAAAAUUCUACACGAUUUUGGUUUCCUUGUGUUGAUUCAUAUUCGGAGUUAUGUACCUGGAAACUGGAGUACACUGUAGAUGCUGCAAUGGUGGCUGUUUCAAAUGGAGACUUGGUGGAAACUGUGUAUACCCACGAUAUGAGAAAGAAGACUUUUCAUUACAUGCUGACUAUUCCAACUGCAGCCUCUAACAUCUCCUUGGCAAUAGGACCUUUUGAAAUCCUUGUUGAUCCAUACAUGCAUGAAGUGACUCAUUUUUGCCUACCACAACUCCUCCCGUUGCUCAAACAUACCACGUCAUACCUUCAUGAGGUGUUUGAAUUUUAUGAAGAAAUUCUUACCUGCCGCUAUCCAUACUCCUGUUUCAAGACUGUUUUUAUAGAUGAAGCUUAUGUUGAAGUUGCUGCUUAUGCAUCCAUGAGUAUUUUCAGCACAAAUCUCCUACACAGCGCAAUGAUUAUAGAUGAAACGCCACUGACAAGGAGGUGCUUAGCACAGGCCCUGGCCCAGCAGUUUUUUGGAUGUUUUAUAUCCAGAAUGUCCUGGUCAGAUGAAUGGGUGCUAAAGGGAAUCUCUGGUUAUAUUUAUGGCCUUUGGAUGAAAAAAACCUUUGGUGUUAAUGAGUAUCGCCACUGGAUUAAACAGGAGUUAGAUCAAAUAGUGGCGUAUGAACUGAAGACUGGUGGAGUCUUACUGCAUCCAAUAUUCGGAGGAGGAAAAGAGAAAGACAACCCUGCAUCACAUUUACAUUUUUCUAUCAAACACCCUCAUACACUGUCCUGGGAAUAUUACACAAUGUUCCAGUGUAAGGCACAUCUUGUUAUGAGACUGAUUGAGAACAGGAUUAGCAUGGAGUUCAUGCUACAGGUUUUCAACAAGUUGUUGAGUCUGGCCAGCACUGCUUCGUCUCAGAAGUUCCAGUCACACAUGUGGAGUCAGAUGUUGGUUUCCACAUCUGGGUUUUUGAAAUCUAUCUCAAAUGUCUCUGGCAAAGACAUCCAACCUUUAAUAAAGCAGUGGGUGGAUCAGAGUGGAGUGGUAAAAUUUUAUGGUAGCUUUGCAUUUAAUAGAAAAAGAAAUGUAUUGGAACUGGAAAUAAAACAAGACUACACAUCUCCUGGGACUCAGAAAUAUGUGGGUCCUCUUAAAGUGACAGUGCAAGAACUUGAUGGAUCAUUCAACCAUACACUGCAGAUUGAAGAAAACAGUCUUAAACAUGAUAUACCUUGCCAUUCUAAAAGCAGAAGAAAUAAGAAGAAAAAGAUUCCACUGAUGAAUGGAGAAGAAGUGGACAUGGACCUUUCUGCUAUGGAUGCCGAUUCCCCUUUGCUGUGGAUAAGAAUAGACCCCGAUAUGUCAGUGCUGAGGAAAGUAGAAUUUGAACAGUCCGAUUUCAUGUGGCAGUAUCAGCUUCGAUACGAGAGAGACGUGGUUGCCCAGGAAGAAGCCAUUCUGGCACUGGAGAAGUUCCCCACCCCGGCCUCCCGGCUUGCACUGACAGAUAUACUGGAGCAGGAGCAGUGUUUCUACCGGGUGAGGAUGCUGGCCUGCUUCUGCCUUGCAAAGAUUGCAAAUUCCAUGGUAAGUACGUGGACAGGACCACCAGCCAUGAAGUCACUCUUUACCCGAAUGUUUUGUUGUAAGACUUGUCCAAACAUUGUGAAGACCAACAACUUCAUGAACUUUCAAAGCUACUUUCUGCAGAAGACUAUGCCUGUUGCCAUGGCCCUUCUGAGAGAUGUUCACAACCUCUGUCCUAAGGAGGUUUUAAUGUUUAUUUUGGAUUUGAUCAAGUAUAAUGAUAACAGGAAGAAUAAGUUUUCAGACAACUACUAUCGUGCUGAGCUGAUUGAUGCCCUAGCCAACUCUGUAACUCCUGCAGUCAGUGUCAACAAUGAAGUUCGAACGUUGGAUAAUUUGAAUCCUGAUGUUCGACUUAUUCUUGAGGAAAUUACCCGUUUCCUAAAUAUGGAGAAACUUCUUCCCAGUUACAGGCAUACCAUUACAGUCAGCUGUUUAAAAGCUAUUCGAGUGCUUCAGAAGAAUGGUCAUGUCCCAAGUGAUCCUUCUCUCUUCAAGUCUUAUGCAGAAUAUGGACACUUCGUGGACGUUCGAAUAGCAGCAUUGGAAGCUGUGGUUGAUUACACAAAAGUUGAUAGGAGCUAUGAAGAACUACAGUGGCUUCUUACUAUGGUCCAGAAUGAUCCUGUACCCUACAUAAGACAUAAGAUUCUGGAUAUGCUGACUAAGAAUCCACCAUUUACCAAGAACAUGGAGUCCCCUUUAUGUAACGAAGCUUUGGUGGAUCAGCUUUGGAAACUGAUGAAUUCAGGAACUUCACAUGACUGGAGAUUACGAUGUGGUGCAGUGGACCUCUAUUUCACACUUUUUGGCCUCAGCAGACCUUCUUGCUUACCAUUACCAGAGCUUGGACUUGUCCUUAAUCUCAAAGAAAAGAAGGCUGUACUUAAUCCCACGAUUAUCCCUGAAUCAGUUGCAAAUAAUCAGGAACCUGUGAAUAUUGCUAACAACCACGGCCAGUCAGUAGGAUUUCAGAACACAGAGGAUGAUCAUCUUAUUAAGGAAACAGCAUCCAGCAUUUCUGGUCAUCAUCAGGGGGUGAAGAGGAAGGCUGAUAUGCCACUCGGGUCUCCAUUGGAGCCAGGGCAAAUACUAGAGAAGAAUGAAGACAGUAAAGUCAAACUCAAAAUCAGAUUCUCAAACUCUCAAGAAGAGGAGGAGAUUGAUAUGGACACAGUUCACGACAGUCAAGCCUUUAUUUACCAUCAUUUGAAUAUGUUGGAAAGACCAUCCACACCAG